AGAAUAAAAUGUUUUCAAAAACCACAGCUGGCCUGGAAUGGAAAUGAUAUGCUGCAUGCAAACAGAUAAAUGGUAGUGUUUCACCCAGGAGGAGCAAUGUUCCCGAGUCAAAGUACUUGGAACAACGGGGACAUGAGCAUAGGUGAGCUGGGCUCUUCGCUCAUAUCGGCUGCAGACUUCCAUCAUCAGCAGCAGGCGGCGGCCGCUGCACUCGGCGUAGAACAGCUUCAGGACAAUGGCACUAACCAACAACCGCAUACACCCCAGCAACACCACCAGCUGCCGCCGCUUCACAACCCAAAUGUCCUCUCAUCUGUGGCGCACAUGUUUAAACAGACACCCCCAGACGACCCGACAGAGUACAUGCCAGAAGCCAAACGAUUAGCAUACGCCCCAAGUCCUUUUGUGAAUAAAAGUCCGGGCAGUCCUUACUGUGAGAACGGCUCAAUCUCUAGCUCUCCCAUGAGUGUGGCCGCUGCGGCCUCGUCUCUAGAGGCGUAUCAUCAGGCUCUUCAGCCCCAACAACAUCCCCUGGAUCCCUCAGCAUUCGACCAAAGUGUGGUACGCACGAACGAUCUGGCGUGUGGGGGAGUUGCCACUGCUGCCGGACAGCUGGCUCCUCCUCCACCUGGUCACUACUCGAGCCAGCAGCAGCAGACACCCCACUCAGACCCCUUCAACGCAGUCUCACCAUUCACGCAACACUCUUCCACGCCCGGCCAUCCUCUGACACCUAAUGCGGCGGCCAUGCUGGCUCAACAGCCCCCACACUCUCAGCAGUCGCAACACAACGACAUGGGUAGUCACGUGCACUCGGCCGCGAUGGGCGGACAGCCGCUGCCGAACGUCUCACAGCUAACUGCAAAUUACCCACCAAUGACCGGCUCGCCUAGAAAUUACCUCACACCAUCUCCCAUAGGUUCUGCUGCUGGAGGCGAUGUAUCUUCAGCUGCCCUUAACCGGUACGCUUCUGCAGCGGCCGGAGGCGGCACUCCCCUGUACUCACCACAGAGUCUGGCCAAUCAAGCGAGUAGGCCGCUAAGUCCAGUCAUAUUUGCUCACGCACAUGGUCCCCCGCCGCCUCACUACCUGCACACAGGUCUUCCAACUCAUCAGAUGAUGUCAUCCAUGGUGCCCCACCCCUCCCAGUUCCACCCACAGGCAGCGGCCGCAGCAGCCGCCCACGGACUCGGUCCCGCCUCCCUCAUGCGCAUGGGCUUCCCUUACAGGUACCCUCCGUCUCCGUACUUCGACUUCAGGAGCGGGGGGCACCCCCCGUCGCCAUAUCACACGUAUCACCAGCUUUCCAACGGGCCAAAUGCGCCUCCCUUCUUCCGAGAUGAGUUCAUCAAACCCGGGAGGAAGUCGAGCGGGUCCGGGGGAGGGGGUGGAGGAGGGGCGGGGGGUGCGGUGUUUGCCCAGAUGCAGACGAAUGAAGUGAUCACGUUAGGCGACGUGUGUGACAUGAAAGAGCCUGACGAUCUCAGCAAGAUUGUGCUGGCCAAUUGCGAUGAGCUUCUAGAAGAGAGGGGCGGUGUGAAGGACUUUGCAACGCGUGUGCUGGAAAUUGAGAGCAGACUCUGCUUCUCGCUUCUAAAUUUACGACUGAGCGACCCCGUAAUGUACAUCUACAACCCACUGGACUAUGCCAGACAAAUACACCAGACAUUUGUUCUCAAGUGGGGCUCGAAACCGAAAAGGGUCCUCUUUCUCGGAAUGAACCCUGGUCCCUUUGGAAUGGCUCAGAAUGGCAUUCCAUUUGGAGACGGUCAGUUUGUGAAGAACUUCCUGAAGCUGGAGAAAGGGACGGUGACGAAGCCGGCGAGAGAACACCCGAAGAGGCCUAUUUGGGGCUUGGAGUGUCCCCAGCGAGAGGUUUCCGGGUCCCGUUUCUGGAGUCUGGUCCAGUCCAUCUCCGGACACCCGGACACCUUCUUCGACAACUGCUACGUGUACAACUACUGUCCUCUCGUGUUCCUAGGCAUGUCUGGUAAGAACAUCACGCCUCCCAGUCUAGGCUCGUCGGCGAGAGAACCCCUGCUGCAAGCGUGCGACAAGGCUCUAGUGGAUAUCGUGAACUUGAUGGGCAUUGAGAAGAUUGUAGCAGUGGGAAGAUUUGUGGAAGAAAGAUCGAAGCUGGUGCUGAAAACGGCCAACAGAGAAGACGUUGAAGUCAUAUUCAUAAUGCACCCUAGCCCCAUCAACCCCAAAGCUAACGCUGGCUGGGAGGGAAUUGUUAAAGGACAACUAGAAGAAGCCAAAAUAGCGCAUUUCUUCCCCCAUUUUUAUAACCCAAUCCCUGUCACCUUCUCAACUACAGCCCAAACAACACAGAGUACCUCGGCUUCAGGAUCCAGCACGACCUCCAACGGACCCAGUUCUACUGGAACCAAUACCACGGCCGCCGGUUCCAGAUCCACAACGUCAGGCGGCACAGCCUCGUCUCAAGCCCAGUCCCAAUCGAGCACUAAAGUAAGCCAUAGUAGUUCCAAAGAUACGUGCAUUGUGUCAGCAUCCGCUGCCAAUCAGCAUAGCUCUUCUAAUUCUACUUCUUCUCUUAAACGAGAAAGCGGAGGAGACAGCAGCAGCAGGGAAUCGGGAACAAGGCAUGGUGCAGCGGGACACUCGUUAGUUGGUCAACUGUCAAUAGCGAGUGAGGCAUCAACAUUUGCUGACGAAUUCAUUAAAGCAGAAGUGACCAUAACCAGCAAUCAGGUGGCCAAUCAUGUGCAGUCCUCCCAGUCCCGUGCCACUCAGCAAAACAAUGCAGCCACCAAUAACAAUAACAGACCAGGGGGGCCAAAAGACUCGCGGGGGGGUAUUCACACGAAACAGGAACCUCAUCCAGAUCCACUUGCUCCGCCGCCGGCGCAAAGUGCGGGUAACACGCUCGCAAAUUGCAAUGUCAAGCAAGAACCAGGCACGGAAAGAAGUGCAAUAGAUCAUCUGAUCGCGUCAACGCAGGCCCAACAACACCACCUAAGUCUGAAUCAUCCUUAUGCUAACAGCCAGACGUCACCAGCGGCGGCGGCCGCCACUGCUUUCCAGCCAGGGUCCAGUCAAUCACCUUUUCACACUACACACAACCAGCAGGGUAUGAGAAUGAACGGGGAGCGAACAGGGACAGGGGGAGAUGUGGGAGCGAGCGGGGACAGUAGCCAGCAGCACGUGCAAGUGGCAGACCAGCAACAAAGACAACAACACGCCAACCACAAUCUCUUCUUCGGAUCCAGUUCGCCGCACCAAGUGCAACACAAACUGGCAUCCUUCCAGUCAAAUAUGAUGGGGGCAGCCCCCCAGUUGCCUCAACAUACUUCCCCCUCCUCAUCUCCGCAUCCAUAUUUGGGAGGCUACGGUCACAUGCCGCACAUCAUGCAAAGUCCACAUUCCCACUUCCACUCUUUUCCCCCCGUUAGUCACGCCUACGGCCACCCGUCAAUGGGACCCCCGAUGAACUAUGCAACGGGCGCGGAGAUGUACCACAACCCCCCGACAUCCAUGUUUGCCCAGCAUCAUCCCCACUUGAUGCAGCCGCCCGGUGGCCAUUUUGCACUAAACUCCAACUAUGCGAUGCAGCCACUGGACAGAUCACAGGAACAGCAGCAGCACUUCGGAUCCGCUCCUGAAAACAGCGGCGGCAGUGGCGAAAUGGGCUAUCAGAGUAAUCAAUCUGAAUCAGCUGGAACCGACGCGGCAAAUGGUAUGAAUAUUUUUGCAGUGAACGGGGGAUCGAACCAAGCGACGACGACACAGUUUGACUGCUACAACCCUGCUAAUAACCCCAACACAAACACGCUAUCGAGCAUGUUGUCGUGAAGAGCACCACGCAACACACAAACAACUACACACCACACUCACUUAGUCAUUCAUCACUUAAAGAGAACCACCACUGUGUCACUGCUCAAAGUAUCACAGAGUAUUAGGAGGAGGCUAAUGCAGCAGAGAAAUGCACUUCUCUUUCGCCAAUCACAAAUCAACUGGACAAUUCAGCUGAUCAACAAAUGCUUCAUAUGGAAACAUGCCUCAAAACUUAAUCAAAACUUCACUCCUUUUCUCCAAAUAAGCUCGUCUUUGAUUUAAUUGCAGUUGAUUCAAAACUUCCGACACUUUUAGACCUACGAGCUGUUUAAAAUAAAUCAAAAACUAGACAAUGUGAUUUCUGGUAAAUUUUGCUAACUUAAUUUUGUCGUUUUUGCUUAUAGCUCCUUAAAGCGGUCGGAAGUAACAAACUUAUGAUUUAUUUAAAUAGUGAGUGAGCUAACUUGUGGGAGCAUACUCUGCACUGUUUCUGAAUGUAAUAGUACAAUGGAAUGGAGCUGAUAGCUGUUGUAGAACAACUCAGAUUAGACAAUACAACAACCUAUGAUGACAUGAGUGGUUUGAAUUAGUAGUGGUUGCAGUUUGAAUGGUGAUCGUGUCUGCAGGGAGGAGGGAGAUUCUUCUCAGUUCACUUGCUGAUUUAGUGAAUGAUCCGAUCCAAACGCAACUUAUGGUGACAGCGUCACAGCAUAAACAAAACGAAAUUGAGCUGGUCCAAAAGCGAAAGCGUCUUGCGCUGAACUUUUCAUGCUGCCAUGCGUUCGUUCGUGUUGCUGUGGUGCUUCGAGUAUGCGAAUAGCAAAGAGGUGGACAUGACUGGUCGUUGUCGGUCGAAGGGUCAAUGAUGCCUCUGUUAUCCAUGAUCACUUGCUACGAUGUGUAUAGGUCGCAAUAAUAUAAUAUAAUGUAAUGUAAUCUGCGUACACUUCACUAUACAUUGUCUCAUCAUUCUCACUUUAGUUGUCGUCCGAAUAGUGCAAUGUCUGCAAUUAGUAUUCUUCCUAUUUUGUAUGUAUCUUUUUCUGUUCUAUUCUCUUCAAACCUAGCCCCCCUAGUAGCCAAUCAGUUGCCAAGUGCAGUGCAAAGAGGACAAACCCCCUUCUAUCACCCUGUGGAACCUCCCUGUCCUGAACAAAUGUUCACCUGAUUUAAUCACUCUUUCCCUCCUCCUCCUCCUACCUUGGCUGGUGACGCUAUUUGCUUUGCUCUCCAUGACAACUCUUCUCUCUCUCAUCCAAGCUAGUUUUUUCUCUCCAUCUCAAAAGAAACUCAACUAAAUUAGAUUUAUUUUAUUUUGUCAUAAUCAUCGCUUUUCAACCGUCCUAUUUAAUUGCCAAAUUAUUUAUUAUUUAUUCUGUUGCUUCGAACAGUGAGUAGUUUCGAUUUUGAUUCAUUUUGAUGUUAUGAUGAUUAGCAUUAGUUUUUGGGUCGUUUUGUUUUGAACCUGGUUCAUAAUAUUGCUGGCAUCAUUUUGUUGGCUCUUUAAAUUCUUCGCAGCUCCUCGAGAGCGUUUUGAUGAGAAUACGAUUAGCUAUACUUGUAAAUACUAUUUUACAAAGUUGUGAUCUUAACUUAGUUGCUGCUACUCUUUUAAUAUUUUAUUAUAACAACAAAUAUUCGCAUCUCUAUUCAAAUCGUGGGUCUUCAAAAUGGUCUUCUUUUACUUUGACUGCAGUUGUAAGUUAGAACUGAAGUCGCAUCUGGUUUUGCUAGUUCGCAUUUGUUGUAGAUUCACUUUGUGCAAGUCAUUUGGCACAGGCUCAAUCCUCCGAACAUUGAUCUGAUUUGUGGAUGAAAUUCAUCUAAUGUGAGGGUUGAUGUUGCCAGCAAAUUUUGUUUUACUUUUGUAAAUUCAUUUGUAUCAAAUAUAUGGACGU
Messenger RNA from Symsagittifera roscoffensis, 5696 nucleotides. RefSeq lists its product as uncharacterized. Gene Ontology annotation, biological process: base-excision repair. The record is from RefSeq and is a predicted model, not a curated record. The transcript has 4 exons. Gene Ontology annotation, molecular function: oxidized pyrimidine nucleobase lesion DNA N-glycosylase activity; single-strand selective uracil DNA N-glycosylase activity. Lineage: Eukaryota; Metazoa; Xenacoelomorpha; Acoela; Convolutidae. Bases 70 to 3816 code for a protein of 1248 amino acids.